AUGGAGACACCCUCUGCCCCCCACAUCAGCCCCUGCAAAGGCCUGGAGUGGACCUCCUCUAGGACUCCAGUACCUCUGGCCUGGCUUCAGGCCACCCUCUGUGGGGCCAUUUUGGCCUCCUGCCUCAACUUCGAGUUCAGAAAUUUUUCUAGCGCCUCUUUGGCCAGUAGCUUCUGGAAGGAGUGUCCUUAUCCCGAGUCACCGUCUGCAGUUCUCUUUCUUCAGGAUCAGGCACUGAGACUAAUUGAAUGGCUCCAAUGAUCAGGAUUUGAAAACCUGAUAUCAGCAUUGACCACUUUGUAUGUUAAUUAUCCAUACUGCAUGUUUGAGGAUUUUGGUGAGAGACUUACCUGCAAUAUUUGGAAUACCAGUGGAGGUCUACACUAAGACAGAUUUUAUACAGCAGCUGGUGCUAGUCAAAGCUAA
Myotis lucifugus (little brown bat) is the source of this 426-nucleotide messenger RNA. RefSeq names its product surfactant associated 3 (gene SFTA3). NCBI's taxonomy places the organism in Eukaryota, Metazoa, Chordata, Mammalia, Chiroptera, Vespertilionidae. The record is from RefSeq and is a predicted model, not a curated record.